UAAUUUCGCUCGAUAGCCGGAAGUAUUUCUGUUUUGAUGGUUUUCUGAUGGGAAUUCGGUCGGAUUUUCGAGCGAAUCCUUUGAAUGUGUGGGUGCGCGUUGCGUGCCGAUCCGGUGAUUUUGCUUUUAACACAAACCGUUCAGUCUCGUUGUAAUGUAAUGCGAGUGGUUUUUGCGUUUGUCGAAAGCAAAUUUUGUUUGCGAAUGAAUAUCACGCGUACGUGUAUAUUUACUAUACCAAAAAAUUCGUUAUUCGCGAAACUGAAUUUAUGAUUCAUACAAGAACGGAUGGUUCAGUCGAUUUUACGUGUUAACUACAAAACAUGCAUAAACACUUCAAACGAGUGCAACUGAAGUUAUCAGCAUGGGAAGACAAAUGAAAUACAGAUAAUGUGAUCACGAAUGGUUUUCUUUACCUAACAAAUAGUAAUUUGUGAGAUUUUAUAGAAUAGUAAUGCUAUUUAACGUAUAUGUUAUCUAAACCAUGCAAAUUUCACAAAAGUUAUGAAAGCGAAUUUGGAUGGUGUGACAUCAAUCGGAACACUUGGCGGAAGGAAAAUGUUAUAAAUUUGUUCGCCGCCAUUUUAUUUCAUUCAAGAUCGUAGUCGGAUUACUCGUCACCGCACUGGUUCGUUGGUACAGCCGAAUGUAGCUGUCAGUGCACGACUACCACUAUAGUUUCUGCCAAGGAUAGAAUUUUCGGUGUAAAAUUUUCUGCACUAUUUUCAAGAAAUACAGGUUGUAAAAGUGAUUAUUUCUUGGAAAGAACGGUUUGCAACGAUAGUUAAUGAUGUGUGCUUUGUCAAUUAUAUGCGGUUUCCAGUGAAAAAUCAGGAUUAUAUGUGGAAAAGUGAAAUAUAAUUUUUUGAAAUUUCGUGCUUGGAGAUUGACUUGCACUGAUCACAUACACAGCGAAAAAAAAAUUGGAAGCAAAAAGAGUAUACACACAACUACUGCGGGUGCUGCGUUGAAAUCGAAUCGACUCGCGGCGCCUUUUGGGUACGUGUUCGCAGACAUUGUUUGUGAUUGUGUGUGUGUCGCGCAAGGGUCAAGUGAAGCGCCUGUGUUCUUCGCUAGUGGCUUGUGUGUUGUGCUGCUGGGGCCGUACUUUUUAAUUACAAUUUCAUGUGGAUUAUCUCACUAGAAACACAGCAUUCUUCGGAAUCCCAAUAAAUUGUGAUGGUAUUCAGCUGACUGCACAAGCCCUCGUGAGACCCGUGUCGGCUUAGUUCAACCACUAUGCAACAAGGAUCAGGACCAUCUACACCGAGCGCUCCACCUGUAACAGCACCACCAGUAUCAUCGGAGAAAAUGGACGAACCUCCGCCACGCAUAGAACCGGUCGUUGAACCGGUGAACGGCAUCGUUCAACCUCCCGUCAUGCCUCCACCAGAGCGGCCAGGUCGGCUCACGAAUCAAUUGCUUUUCCUACUGAAGACAGUGAUGAAGGCCGUCUGGAAGCAUCAGUUCUCGUGGCCCUUCCAGCAGCCAGUGGACACGAAAAAACUGAACCUGCCUGACUACCACAAGAUUAUCAAACAGCCGAUGGAUUUGGGUACGAUAAAAAAACGUCUGGAAAAUAACUAUUACUGGACAAGCAAAGAGUGCAUACAAGACUUUAACAUUAUGUUCUCGAACUGUUACGUGUACAACAAACCCGGUGAGGAUGUUGUAGUGAUGGCACAGACGUUAGAAAAACUGUUUCUUACAAAAGUGUCGCUUAUGCCUAAGGAUGAAGUGGAAAUGGAGGUGCCAGCGCCAAAGGGUGCCAAAAAGAAACCGCCAGUGCGCCAACUGGCUCCUCCGGGAACCCUAGUCGGAAAUACAUCGGCAGCAACGGUAACAGCGGCGACUCCAGUUGUCACAACGCCUACUUCUGUAGCCGUGCGUGCUCGUCCUAGUUCUGCACUUAGUAGUGCCGUUACUUCAAGUGUUCCAUCAAACAAUGCAACGCCAACGGCAGCGACUGUAGUACCAAGUGUUCCGCCCAUUGGCACACUACCUCCACAGACUGUGCCCGGCAGCACAAAUACGACCACAACGGCAACAUCAACCGUUGUAAGUGCAGCGCACAAUUCCCUCGCUACACCGGUAACUCCGGUUGUUGCUAAACCGGUCCCGCCUACUACGCCGUCGCCCUAUAUUGUGAAUAGUUCACAGUCCGGAAUUGAAACGGUUUUACCUCCCCAGCAGCCCGCAAAAGUCAAAAAAGGUGUUAAAAGAAAGGCUGACACCACGACACCGACUGCAACUGCUUACGAUCCGCACUAUAGUACCAAUAUGGACCCAAGUAAUCCGAAAAUCGCAACCCGCAGAGAAUCUGGAAGACAGGAAAUUGCGCCAUUCCAGUCCUCGUCGUACCCUAUAUCGCCAUACCAGGGUUCGGCAGCUGCGCAGAAUCCACCGAAAAACAAGGAAAAGUUGUCGGAUGCGCUUAAGUCGUGCAAUGAGAUUCUGAAAGAACUAUUUUCUAAGAAACACUCGGGUUACGCUUGGCCCUUUUACAAACCGGUAGAUGCGGAAUUGCUCGGUCUUCAUGAUUAUCAUGAUAUUAUCAAGAAACCAAUGGACCUGGGCACCGUAAAGCGGAAAAUGGAUAAUAGGGAAUAUAAAUCAGCGAAUGAGUUUGCCGCUGACGUUAGGCUUAUAUUUACUAAUUGCUAUAAGUACAACCCGCCAGAUCACGACGUCGUUGCCAUGGGUCGUAAACUGCAGGACGUCUUUGAGAUGCGCUUAGCGAAUAUACCGGAUGAGCCGGUAAAUAACGCUACACCCAAUCAAAGCAAGGAAAGCGACUCCUCGUCUUCAAGUGACUCUAACGCGAGUGAGGAUGAUUCUGAAACAGACGAGGAGUGCAGUCAAAAACUAAAAAUUCUCGAGAAGCAACUUUUUGAAAUGCAAGAGCGUAUGCGAAAGCUUGCUGAAGAGGCAUCUUUGAAAAAGAAGGCCAAGAAAAAACUGAAGGAAAAGAAAAAGCUCUCAGCAACGGGAACUAGCGAUAUCAAGCAGGGUAUGGAAGUGCACGCCAACACUCCGCAUGCUCCUGUAAAGGCGAUCCAUCAAGUUACAGCUAUUGCACAACCACAAAUUACCAGUGCAGCUCCGGCAAUUCCGCCAACGGCCACAACCAAAACUAAAACGAAAGGCCAACGAGCACCGAAAGCCGGAGCGACUCCAAACGCGCCCGCUAAGCGAGCCAAAGGAGCUGGUGCAGCAGGCGCUGGUGCCCCUCGAGGUCCCAAUAAGAAGAAGGGUUCGCAACCAAUUGCGAACUUUGACUCUGAAGAAGAAGAUACCGCCAAACCAAUGUCAUAUGACGAAAAAAGACAGUUAUCACUCGAUAUUAAUAAACUACCAGGUGACAAACUCGGCCGUGUUGUACAUAUUAUUCAAAGUCGGGAGCCAUCGCUACGUGAUUCCAAUCCAGACGAAAUUGAAAUCGAUUUCGAAACGCUCAAGCCGUCAACGUUGCGAGAACUUGAAAGCUAUGUGGCGUCCUGUUUGCGCAAGAAAACCCGUAAGCCCUACUAUAAGAAAGUUUCCGGUAAAUCCAAGGACGAACAAAUGGCAGAAAAGAAACAAGAGCUCGAGAAGCGGCUACAGGAUGUGACCGGUCAACUGGGCACUGCUAAGAAGAAUGCAAAAAAAGCUGAUGAAUCAUCGAAACAGGACGUAGCGCCAUCGGGUGGUAACAUUUCUUCGAGCAGUAGUUCAAGCGAUUCUUCGUCGUCCAGUUCCAGUGAUUCCAGUUCGAGUGAUUCUAGCGACAGUGAAGCAGAAUCCGGUCGGCCGCCGAAGAAGAAGAAGAAAGAGCCAUCCUCACCUGUGCAAUUACCACCAUCCACGAUCGCGAAUACGCCUAUACCAGUUACAACAUCGACAAAUACAAAUACCUCGACAGUCACCGCGGCACAGAACAGUACAUCAACAGCGGUUUCGUCCGUCGUUCUUAGCGGCACCAUUUCCCUUUCUAACACAGUGUCAACUUCAUCAGCAUCCACUAUAUCCCUUACAACGCCUCCGAACACUUCGACUCCAGUGGCAGUAGUUCCCCCGUCAACUACGGCGACGUCAGCUGCGAUACCAUCCGGUCCUAGUACACCAGUUUUGUCAUGUUCAAACCCUAGUGUGACCGUGUCAUCCCAAAGCACAAUGCAAACCCCUACUCCAUCGCCACUAGUUCAACCUAGCACAACCCUCACACUACCACCAACACCUCAACUAUCGUCACAGCAGGGACUGUCUUCGGCAGUUCUCGGCAAUAAUAAUCAUGUGAAUAACAGCCUGAGUACCAGUAACAACAGCAACAUUAGUAAUAACAGUAACCAAGUUCCAUUGCCAACGCCGUCACCAAAUACGACAACAAUACUAUCUUCGAAUUUGUUGUCCACUAGCAGUAAUAGUAUGAAUAACAUCAACACUGUUACGCAGCAAUCGCAGCAACAGUCAAGCCAACAACAACAACAACAACAAUCUCAUGUGCAACUUGGCCAAUCUGGUAGUAGUAUUCAUAGUCUUUCGUCCAAUAAUACUAACGGUAUUAGCAAUCCGCUCAAUGUACCGACUUCACAGUUUUCUGCAGGCCUAGCAGCGAUCAAUAGUCUGGCCAACAUGGCUGCUACUGGAAUGCAACCGCAAAUGCAUCUGCCGUCGCAAGCGCAGGGUCAGCAACAGAUGACGCAGAUGAGCAAACAGCAGCAAAAUCAAUCCGGUCAUAUGCCAAUUCAACUUCCACCAGCGCGUUCUUCAUCAGGAAACGCACAAGCGCACAGUAUGGCAGGUUUCAUCGAUCCUUUAGAACAUUCACUUGCAUCUUUCGAAAAGAAUGAUGCUACGGCGUUAGGUCUAAAUUUACUGAAUGAUCUGCAAACUUCACUCAAGCAAGAAUUGUCUACCGCAAGUAUGCAAGCCCAUCCGAAUCUACUGCCCUCAUUAGACUUAAUGACGCAUCUGCAAAAUCAAAUGCAUCACUCAAACAAUGGCUUCAAUAACGACUUCAAUGGCAAUGGACCACUUAAUGGAAUGGGAAAUCUCGCAUCCAGUGUUGGUAUGAGCCAAAUGGUGCUAAAUUCAAUGGCUAAUACGAACCAGAUGCUCGCCAAUGUACCGAUGCCUUCUUUGUUCGAUCCUCUGCAAAAUUACAUGCGGCCUGGUUACCAAUCUAAUACUGGUCUUAACGACCGCACCAUUGAUUUGACCGGUAGCAAUACUAUGCCAGCUACAAUCAAAAAGGAGGAGGGAAAAUUUAUGCUGACACCAAAACCGAUUGAGGAUUUACUAAUGAAUCCAGGCGAGAAGAAAUUAAACAGUAACACUCCGCCUGAUGGAAAGGGCAAUUUUUCACAUGCGUUCAAAUCUUCCAUCAAUGAUCAAAGCUUAAAAAAUGCAUGGUCAUCGCUGGCCUCGGCAGGCUCCCCGCAGAGUACUCCCACCUCCAACAAACCAAAACCGGCGAUGGACACUUUUCAGGCAUUUAGAAACAAAGCGAAAGAAAAACUCGACCGGCAGAAGUUACUUCAACAGCAAGAAUUAAAACGAAGCCAAAAGGAACAAGCGGAGAAGGAACUUAAGCGACAGCAAGAGCAACAGCAGAAGGUCCGGCAGGAUGAUAUAAAUAAUGGAAGAAAACCGUUAGUUGAACCACUGCCAACUCGCGUUGUCGAGGACAUCAAAGCAUCGCCUCAGGGUAGCCCUACACCGUCUGCACCAACCACACCACACAGCCUAGAUCGCUCGGCGGCCAAGCGUGCCGAACUGAGGAAAUUGGAACAAGAACGCCGAAGGAAGGAAGCGAUGGCUGGACAGAUUGACAUGAAUAUGCAGAGCGAUUUGAUGGCUGCGUUUGAAGAGUCACUGUAAACAGUUAUCAACGGGUAGAUUUCCUUUCAUGUUAGCAGCAAAGUGACUGAUGUACGUGUUUUAUUUUGUGAAGUGACAUUCUAUGAACGCAUCACCACCGACGCAGCGCACUUCAUAGUGUCGAAAUAAUCUUUGGGCAUACCUCCAGGUUCUAUCAAGUUUCUAUAUGCAAAUUGGGUUUCUAAUCAGUUGAGUUCAUCGAAGAGCCAUCAUUGAGUGAGGUUAAUUAUGUAGUAAUAAAAUAAGUGACAUUAUGUUUUGUGAUAUGUAAUGUAAAUAUAUAUAUAAAAAACCUAUAUAUAUAUUUAAAUCGAAAUGAAAAAGGAAUGAGACGUUUAGUUUUUGAGAGAUUGAAAGGCCUUGGUUUAUACUUACGCAACCGCUAUAGAGAACAUACAAGGAUUGCUUUUAUUAAAAAAAAGAUGGUGAAGACUCAGCGCUAGGAAUAACAGUAGAUGUGAAAUCUUGAUAAAUAUAUGUUACUCUAAUAUUCGAGUGUUAGUAAUAAGAAGUUCACUACACAACCAAAAAUGAAAAAAGGAAACAUAACGUAAAGCUGAAAAUCUAUUAAUUAUGAUUUUCUCUGGGUAUAAUAGUCAAAUGUUAUGUUCUGAGUUAUCAUUCUGCACUAUUCAAACGACUAGCGCUUUAUUUUUUAUUUUAAUUAUUCCUUUUUGUAAUUCGCGUGACAGUCCAGAAUUGAUAAGAUCAAGAUAGUAUAAUUUACAUACUGUAAUUAUGUAGGAUAAAUAUAUAAAACAUGAUUUUUUUUAUUUUUUAACGAGCAGUCUUCUUAGUACUACUUAUUCCUGUUUGUCAAACAAAACAGUGAACGUGGAUAAAUUAGGUAGCAAUUAUAAAAAUAUACGAGAAUGAUCACAACUGUAAAAUUCACCUACAUUGUUGUGCUGCCAGAGCAAGUGGACCCAAUUCUGUCGUUAUUACUUCCGUCUUGCGUCAUCAUCCUUUGGUUUUUUUUCAGAUUCACUAUGAUCAUUACAUAACUUACCACUAGACGAAGUGAGCCAGAGCUCCGUGAAAGAAAAUCCCCUGUGUGGCUUAGAAGCAAGUUAUAUCACAUGAAGGCAUCGGUUUUAAAUCAUUCAUUUACGUGUUCAUUAUUGUAAAUAGUUUUGUCAAUCACCACAUCAAUCAACAAACCAGUCAACGUGUUAUAAAUUAUGCGUAGUAUUAGUUCCUUCGCAUUAGUUCUAUAUAAAUCACUGUUGGCAGCCUAAUCGGAUGCAAAACGUUGUAAAUUAUGUUAAUAGAAAGAUACGUCAACUGAAUCACUGCAAUGUAUAGAACAACAUCCACACACACAGAACUUAGUUCAUAUAUAACAUCUAGCAAAAUAUGUUAUUGGAAUACUACAUGGUCUAAACAGAAAAGUUUGGAAGUACAGAAACAACAUUUAAGCAAACUAAACUAACAACUUUUUCAAAAAGUAUGUAGGAUACAAUAAAAUUGUGGGCGCACAUAAAAAUCUAGCUCACGCCAAUCCGGGACUGGAAUGAGGGAUGCAGUGAUGUAGGUACCAACCAUUAUGUUGUUUGAUUUCUCAUUCAAUUAAAUGGUCCAAUUUUCUAACAUUUUUUAUAAGAGUAUUACUAGAAUACUAGAAAGAGUUAAAAAUAACAGAAAUCAUCAAAUUAUCCCAUUAAAUUCCUCUGCGUAACGAAACGGGCAGCGAUAAGAAUUGAUGAUUUUCGCUUCGGAUCCUUUAACUUCAACGUGCAGAAUUCUCCGCAUGAAAAGAUAUAUACUGCAGUGACGAACGAGAAACUAUGUAUUUGCGAUGAGCAAUAGAUGUAGUAGAAGUCAUAAAUCUACGGCAUGAUAAAACAGAAACUAACAAAGAACUACAAUUUUUAUUGACU
Messenger RNA from Sabethes cyaneus, 7739 nucleotides. Its product is annotated as homeotic protein female sterile-like. Gene Ontology annotation, cellular component: chromatin; nucleus. The record is from RefSeq and is a predicted model, not a curated record. The coding region runs from base 1240 to 5859 and encodes 1539 amino acids. NCBI's taxonomy places the organism in Eukaryota, Metazoa, Arthropoda, Insecta, Diptera, Culicidae. The transcript has 12 exons. Gene Ontology annotation, biological process: chromatin remodeling; regulation of DNA-templated transcription.